AUCCCUCUUUGGCUCCGUUAGCUGGGAUCGGUUUGGGUUGGGGCAUUGCAGCAUGGCAGAUCCGGUCACGGAGCAAAUCGGCGCUCGAACGGAUUGGCAGCGCGCCCGGGAAGACCCCGCGGAAUUGCCACUCGCAGCUGAGCGCUUGGUGGAGGACGCGGUGGGGAACAGGAUCCCUUUCGGGACUCUUUACAAGGAACAGAAGACAAUCGUGAUCUUCUUGCGGCAUUUUUUGUGCUAUAUCUGUAAAGAAUAUGUGGAGGAUCUGGGCAAAAUUCCCAAGAAAUUUUUGCAAGAUGCAAAUGUUAGACUUGUGAUUAUUGGGCAAUCAGCACAUCAUCACAUUCGGCCGUUCUGUAAUCUGACAGGUUACCCUCAUGAAAUAUAUGUAGAUCCACGAAGAGAAAUUUAUAAAAUUCUUGGUAUGAAAAGAGGGGAAUCCUCCAGCUCAGCAGUGCACAGCCCUCAUGUUAAAUCCAGUUUGCUAUCAGGAAGCAUUAAAAGCAUGUGGAGAGCAAUGACGAGCCCUGCAUUUGAUUUUCAGGGUGAUCCAGCUCAGCAGGGAGGCACUUUCAUUUUAGGACCAGGUGAUGAGAUUCACUUUGCACACCUUGACCAAAACAGGUCGGACCAUAUCCCCAUUAAUAAUAUUUUGCAGCUUGCUGGAGUUGAAACACUAGAUUUUACCUACAGAUGUCCAAUUAUUGAUAUAUGAAUUUUUAGAAGAAAAAUACACCUGCCAAGACAGGUUUUGUGUGUGUGUGUGUGUGUGUGUGUGUGUGUGUGUGUGUG
Messenger RNA from Thamnophis elegans (Western terrestrial garter snake), 792 nucleotides. RefSeq names its product peroxiredoxin like 2C (gene PRXL2C). The transcript is spliced from 6 exons. Lineage: Eukaryota; Metazoa; Chordata; Lepidosauria; Squamata; Natricidae. The coding region runs from base 53 to 715 and encodes 220 amino acids. The record is from RefSeq and is a predicted model, not a curated record.